UAAGCUUAAUUGAUUAUGCUUGAUCUUUCCCAGGAAUCACCAAAAGCAGGAAAAAGUGGAAAAAGUUCAAAAGAAGGACAAGACAUAAUAGAAUCAGAGAUUUCCAGCAGGAAAAACAGCCUUGCUGCUGCCUCGCCUACAGUAUCGAGUAAAAUAAAAGUGCCAGUCCCGCAGCCCAUAGUGAAGAAAGAUAAGCGGCAGAAUUCUUCUAGGUUUAGUGCCAGCAAUAAUAGAGAACUUCAAAAACUACCAUCUUUAAAAGAUGUUCCUCCUGCUGAUCAAGAGAAGCUUUUUAUCCAGAAGUUACGUCAGUGUUGUGUCCUCUUUGACUUUGUUUCCGAUCCACUAAGUGACCUAAAGUGGAAGGAAGUAAAACGAGCUGCGUUAAGUGAGAUGGUAGAAUACAUCACCCACAAUCGGAAUGUGAUCACAGAGCCUAUUUACCCAGAAGUAGUCCACAUGUUUGCAGUUAACAUGUUUCGAACAUUACCACCUUCCUCCAACCCUACGGGAGCAGAAUUUGACCCAGAGGAAGACGAACCAACGUUAGAAGCAGCGUGGCCUCAUCUACAGCUUGUUUAUGAAUUUUUCUUAAGAUUUUUAGAGUCUCCAGAUUUCCAACCUAAUAUAGCGAAGAAAUAUAUUGAUCAGAAGUUUGUAUUGCAGCUUUUAGAGCUCUUUGACAGUGAAGAUCCUCGAGAGAGAGAUUUUCUUAAAACUACCCUUCACAGAAUCUAUGGAAAAUUCUUAGGCUUAAGAGCUUACAUCAGAAAACAGAUAAAUAAUAUAUUUUAUAGGUUUAUUUAUGAAACAGAGCAUCACAAUGGCAUAGCAGAAUUACUGGAAAUAUUGGGAAGUAUAAUUAAUGGGUUUGCCUUACCACUAAAAGAAGAGCACAAGAUUUUCUUAUUGAAGGUGUUGCUCCCUUUGCACAAAGUGAAAUCUCUGAGUGUCUACCAUCCACAGCUGGCGUACUGUGUAGUGCAGUUUUUAGAAAAGGACAGCACCCUCACUGAACCAGUGGUAAUGGCACUCCUCAAAUACUGGCCAAAGACCCACAGUCCAAAAGAAGUCAUGUUCUUAAAUGAAUUAGAGGAGAUUCUCGAUGUGAUUGAGCCAUCAGAAUUUGUGAAGAUCAUGGAGCCUCUCUUCCGGCAGUUGGCCAAAUGUGUCUCCAGCCCGCACUUCCAGGUGGCGGAACGAGCACUGUAUUACUGGAAUAACGAGUACAUUAUGAGUUUAAUCAGUGACAAUGCAGCCAAGAUUCUGCCCAUCAUGUUUCCAUCCUUGUACCGCAACUCGAAGACCCACUGGAACAAGACAAUACAUGGCUUGAUAUACAAUGCGCUGAAACUCUUCAUGGAGAUGAACCAAAAGCUAUUUGAUGACUGCACCCAACAGUUUAAAGCAGAGAAGCUGAAAGAGAAGCUAAAAAUGAAGGAACGAGAAGAAGCAUGGGUUAAAAUAGAAAAUCUAGCCAAAGCAAACCCCCAGUACACAGUGUGUAGUCAGCCGAGCACCGUGAGCGUUCCGGUUGCAAUGGAGACAGAUGGGCCUUUAUUUGAAGAUGUGCAGAUGCUGAGAAAGACAGUGAACGAAGAGGCUCGCCAGGCCCAGAAAGAUCUGAAGAAGGACCGGCCCCUCGUGCGUCGCAAGUCUGAGCUGCCUCAGGACCUCCACACCAAGAGCGCCUUGGAGGCUCACUGCCGAGCCGAUGAGCUGGUCUCCCAGGACGGGCGCUAGCCCCUGAGGACCGCGGCAGGCUGGGGAUGCCACUUCUUUUCUGGAUUCUGUAGAAAAUACAUACUUUUUGUGCCAUACAAAUCAGUUACACUCAAAGUCAGAGCUUUCUUCGACCCCGUUCUGUAGGCAAUAACGUACUGCCGCCUCAGCUCGAGAGUAGGAGUUCAAACAAUGGUGACUUCUCAGAUCCGUGUGCAGAGCCGGGGCCGCUGACGGUGUCCCCACCACGUCGUUGUGACCCCGGCACAGCCCCAGAUAAGACUCUUGCCCAGAAUCAGAGCUAAGGAAAGCACCCUGGUCAUCCUCUUCACGUUCUACCCAAAUGGAAUUCGUGAUCAUUCAGAAUAGGUGGUUCUAUGAUACUAUCAAUGUUUUUCAAAUCAAAGGAACACUUUGAAAAAGUAUUACAUAUUUUUUAAGACUUUA
Messenger RNA from Ceratotherium simum simum (southern white rhinoceros), 2169 nucleotides. The record is from RefSeq and is a predicted model, not a curated record. Lineage: Eukaryota; Metazoa; Chordata; Mammalia; Perissodactyla; Rhinocerotidae.